Odontomachus brunneus is the source of this 1670-nucleotide messenger RNA. Its product is annotated as venom protease-like. The transcript has 8 exons. Bases 294 to 1394 code for a protein of 366 amino acids. The record is from RefSeq and is a predicted model, not a curated record. Gene Ontology annotation, molecular function: serine-type endopeptidase activity. NCBI's taxonomy places the organism in Eukaryota, Metazoa, Arthropoda, Insecta, Hymenoptera, Formicidae. Gene Ontology annotation, biological process: proteolysis.
GACAGGAGCAGUGCAGUUCUCGCACGACGCUUGACAUCGUUGCGACGUUCAUUAAUUCAUCGAUCGCCGGUGUCGUGGAAAAUUAUUUUUUAUCCGUGUGUGAGAAGAACUCAAUUGUGCGAGCAGUAAUACACUAAUUAACUACUGAGACUCACGCUGGGAAUAUUCUAGCUUACAACGAAAAUGAUAAAAGUCAUUGCGUGGAAUAUCCCUGACUGCAAAUGACACAAUUUAAUUCCGCAGUCAUCAACGCGCGACAGCGAGGAAGUCUUUAGAACAACGUCUAAUUCAAAAUGUGGUCCUUACUCGUCACACUCGUCAGUGUACUGUGUGCAUUAAUACCAACUACGCAGUCCCAAGCUCCGUGUCAAAAUCCACAAGGCCAACAAGGCAUAUGCAUUAACAUUAGGAAAUGUCCAUUUUUGUUGAAUCUUUUACAAUCAAAUUCUCAAGAUCCUCAAGUAGGCAACUACUUACGUUCUUCCGUUUGCGGCUACGAAGGUAGAGAUCCCCAAGUCUGCUGUCCGAAAGAUGGAGGUACAGAAGAAGACGGGGACCGUGGAGGUCGGCAAGAAAUCACCACCACUCAGUAUGGUCCUUUGUAUCCGCCCGAGUGCGGCCACAGUAAUAUAACGCUACGUAGAGUCGUCGGUGGCGAGCCAGCAUCAUUAGGUGCUUGGCCUUGGCUCACCGCUCUAGGUUACAGGCAUCCGAGAGACCCAAGUGCUACGAGAUGGCUUUGCGGCGGUGUCCUUAUUUCGAGAAGACACGUACUCACCGCUGGUCAUUGCGUACACGGACGCGAUGAUCUGUAUAAAGUGCGCGUUGGCGAUUUGGAUUUGAACAACGAUAAUGACGGAGCGUUUCCGUUUGAGGAUUUCAUCGAGAAACGAGUGAUACAUCCUCAGUAUAAUCCCACAAUUUACACGAACGACAUAGCGAUUCUGAAGACGUCUCGAGACGUACCAUUUACAUCAAAUCUUCAUCCCAUUUGUCUUCCGGUGGAUGAUUUUCAUCGAAACAAAAAGUUGGAGUCGACGUAUCCCUUUGUCGCCGGAUGGGGAUCCCUUUAUUUCCGUGGACCCACAAGCACUCAGCUAAUGCAAGUACAACUCCCUAUACGUACAGAAGAGGAAUGUAAAACUGCCUUCCAAAACUUCAAGACAACUGUAAUAGAUAAUCGUGUUUUGUGUGCAGGCUAUGCAAGAGGCGGGAAAGAUGCUUGUCAGGGUGACAGUGGUGGGCCACUAAUGUCUCCUAGUUCUAAAAAUCGUCAGACAUUCCAUGUUAUUGGAGUAGUAUCUUAUGGCUUCAAAUGCGCCGAGCCAGGCUUUCCCGGCGUAUACACGAAGGUCACGAGCUUCCUCGACUUUAUCACCAGCCAACUUGUGUAAAUUACGCUAAAAUUCAAUCAAGCCGCGUGAAAAACUGACAGAGCAGUAUCGAGAAGUUGCUGGUAAUCAAUUUUCUGUUAUGAGGAAUAUAUAUAUAUAUAUAUAUAUAUAUAUAUAUAUAUAUAUAUAUAUAUAUAUAUAUAUACAUAACCUUUUUUUUAUAUGAGAAAGAUACGAAAUAAAAUUCUAGGACGUGAUACAUUUAAUUUUUUUUAUUUGUUACUUAUAAAUCACUUAUUUAUAAUUAUUUAUUCAAUAAAUAAUUAUUUAUAAUUA